Molecule: messenger RNA, 1032 nt
Organism: Purpureocillium lilacinum
Lineage: Eukaryota; Fungi; Ascomycota; Sordariomycetes; Hypocreales; Ophiocordycipitaceae
Molecular function (GO): oxidoreductase activity, acting on NAD(P)H
Source: RefSeq, a predicted model, not a curated record
AUGUCUAACAACGCCAACCAGAACGCUGCUGCCUAUCUCACUGCCGCCAAGGCCCAUCCCUUUGAGGUCAAGCCGGCUCCUAUCUGGACACCUGGCGACAACGAGAUCCUCGUCAAGAACCAUGUCGUUGCCAUCAAUCCCGUCGAUGGGAAUCUUCAGUACCUGGCUUUCUUCCCGCUCAAGUAUCCCACAAUCCUUGGCCAGGAUGUUGCAGGUGAGGUCGUAGCCGUUGGUCCGAAUGUCACCCGUUUCAAGGCAGGCGACCGGGUCGUCGGCCACGCUGUGGCCAUGGCCACCGGGAGACAUGAGGACUCUGGCUUUCAACACUACACGAUCUUGCAGACCAACAUGUCCAGCCAUAUCCCUGCCAGCAUGUCGUACGAGACGGCUGCAGUUCUGCCUCUUGGUCUCUCGACUGCAGCGUCGGCUUUGUUCCGGAGCGAGUUUCUGAACCUUCAGCUUCCGACUGUUCCUGCACAAAAGCCAACUGGGAAGACUGUGCUCGUUUGGGGUGGGGCGUCUAGUGUGGGCAGCAACGGCAUCCAGCUGUGUGUUGCAGCCGGCUAUGAGGUCAUUGCUGUUGCUUCAGCUCGAAACUUUGACUACGUGAAGAGACUUGGGGCGAGUGAAGCAUUUGACUACAACAGCGCGACUGUCAAGGAAGAUCUCCUGAACGCCUUCAAGGACCGAGAGCUGGCCGGUGUACUAGACUGCAUUGGAUCAGCGGCCUGGGCCACUUGCGUUGAGGUUGCACAGAAAUCUCAUGGCAGGAAGUUUGUAGCUACUUGCAAGAGAGGAUUUUCGGAGCCACCGGAAGGGGUGAAGCUGGAAGCUGUCUUUGGUACCAUCAUCAAGGACAAUGAGGUUUCGACCGCCAUCUAUGAGAACUUCCUGCCCAAGGCAUUGGAGGAUGGCUCGUACGUGCCAUCUCCCGAGCCCUUUGUUGCCGGGCAGGGAUUGGAGAGCCUGCAGGCCGCCGUGGAUCUGCACCGCGCUGGCGUCUCCGCCAAGAAGAUUGUGGUCAGGCUCUAG